UUCUCCUGUCUCUUGGCGGUACUCUUCCGUCUCCGUGUCUCCGCGAGCUUCGGACGGGUUGCGUGCGUUCAAGCGGGUCAGAGAAGUGUUGCUCCGGUGGAAGAUGGAGGUGGUGUGGCUGGUCGAGGGGCUGGUGGCACUCGCCGUCGCAGGGCUGGGACUGAUUGCUGUGAUUGCACACGUAACUGCAGCAAAGUUGCCAAACCUUAGUAGACAUGAAACAGAAAAGUUCUUUUUGAAUGCAGAAAAUAAGAAGGAAACUGUCCCAAGCAUCCAUGACCCCCCAACACGUGAACUUUCUGUAGUUGUGCCUUCAUAUAAUGAGGAAGAACGGUUACCAUCAAUGAUGAAUGAAACUUUAGAUUAUCUAGAGAAAAGACAGAAGAAAGAUCCUGAGUUCACAUAUGAAGUCAUAGUGGUUGAUGAUGGCAGCAGAGAUCAGACAACAAAGGUUGCACUGAACUAUGCUAAAAAAUAUGGUAAUGACAAAGUGAGAAUCCUCACUCUGGUGAAGAAUCGUGGAAAGGGGGGAGCUGUCAGGAUGGGUGUAUUCUGUUCACGAGGGAAAAAAAUACUCAUGGCAGAUGCUGAUGGAGCCACAAAAUUUGAAGAUAUUGAAAAAUUAGAAAAAGGACUUGAGAGUCUCCAGCCAUGGCCUAAGCAGAUGGCUAUUGCGUGUGGCUCUCGAGCUCACUUAGAAGAAGACUCAAUAGCACAGCGGUCAUACUUUCGAACACUUCUCAUGUACGGAUUCCACUUUCUAGUAUGGUUCCUUUGUGUUAAGGAAAUCAAAGACACACAAUGUGGUUUUAAAUUACUAACCCGAGAGGCUGCUUUUCUGACUUUUUCCACUCUUCAUAUAGAGCGAUGGGCGUUUGAUGUGGAACUUCUUUAUAUAGCUCAGUGUUCUAACAUACCAAUAGCAGAGGUUGCUGUCAACUGGACAGAAAUUGAAGGUUCUAAGUUGGUUCCCUUCUGGAGUUGGUUGCAAAUGGGCAGGGACCUUCUUUUUAUACGACUACGAUAUCUGACUGGUGCCUGGCAACUUGGAACGAGAAAAAUAAAUUAAAUUAUACUUACCGACUGGAUUGUCUCGAUAUAAACAUUAUGCUGAUUCUUGUCAAUACUAUGAAAUAAGAAAUAUUUGAUUACUGUUCUGUACUGCAUUUUUGUUCGGUACUGCAGAUGUCCUAUACAAUAUGCCUUUUCAAAGAUUUUUUUAAAUUUCUAAACUGUUUCUCGAUCAUUUUGCUUUUGAAGAAAUAUUUAAAAAUGAUUUUCCAUUUGCACAAAAUAUACUUAGGGAACAAGAACAUGUGAGUAAUUAUAUAAAAUAUGUGGACUGAUACAGACUCCAGUUUUCAGUGAAAGCUGUCAUUGGAGUUAGCCAAAUCAUUGUUACUUGUAUAUUUGUACACAAGAGGGCAUACCUUUGUAUACACAGUGUGCUUCCUUGUUUGAAAUAAAUAAAGGAUGCUUUGUGCUUAA
Molecule: messenger RNA, 1488 nt
Organism: Varanus komodoensis (Komodo dragon)
Lineage: Eukaryota; Metazoa; Chordata; Lepidosauria; Squamata; Varanidae
Gene: ALG5
Product: ALG5 dolichyl-phosphate beta-glucosyltransferase
Exons: 10
Coding region: 104-1069 (321 amino acids)
Cellular component (GO): endoplasmic reticulum membrane
Source: RefSeq, a predicted model, not a curated record